AUGUAUUUUAAGCUGAUAUGCUCCAAAUCCCUCUCUUUUCUCGGUCGGUGCAUCUUCGCCUUCUUCCUCAUUCUAUCUGCACUCCAGUGUCAUAAUACAAUAACCACCAUGAAGUCUAUUCGUUACGAUAACACUCCUGGAUGUUACAUGAAUGCUGUCCAUGAGCUGCUGAAACGAAACAUAUCUCUUGACGAGUAUUUCACUAGGUGUCUCGCACAUUACGGACCAGCGGAGCAACGUGUACACCAUCCACCAGAUGAUUGCAUCAUCCGUAAUUCUAUCUACUGUUUAAUGGCGGAAGGAGAAGAGUUUGGUCUCAUGACAGGAGCAUUGAAAGCUUGCGAGACGGACCCUUUGGCCUACUCUUAUACCAGGUUAACUGAAGCGCAAGCUCAGGGCAUUCUAGCCUCGCCUCUGUUUCGACAGGCAAUGCUGUUUAUCGCAAUCACGACCGACAACACACCUCUAGCACUCGACAUCCUGGAGCUCGGGCCCUUUACAAUUCCCUCUGAGGACUUAUGGAUUCUUCAUGAACGGAGCCGUGGCUGGUCUUCUGACGAUAAGAUAAAAAAAAUUCCAAAUGUGGUUUGGGCUUCGGUUAUUCGACAUGGGUUGGCAACCCCAACUUUCGGCCUGGUCAUUGAAGCUGUACUAAGCGACGACUCGGCUGGCAGUAUAGCUAUGCUCAGUGCCAUAUGGGAAGUCAACCCUGAGCUGAUGAGACCAAGCGGUAGUGUUGAUCUUUGUGAAAGCUCAAUCGAGGGAGACCGCGGAUUGGAUAUUAACUACAGGACUGUCACUGAUUCGGAUGAAGAGGUUCCGUGGCAGGGUGAUCCAAUAUUUCACUCGGAGAGACUCUAUGCAUUUCAUUUAGCUCCCAUAUCCCGACGCCUUACAGCACUGCAUGCCGCGGCUUUUCGAGGAAAUGCAGUGGCUGUUAAAUAUUUACUAGAGAGAGGGGCUAAAGUGGAUUCUCAAGAUGGACUGGGACAGACAGCAAAGUAUAUUGCCAACAGGGACGGUCACAGGGCAGUGGUCGAGGUCAUCGAUGCCCAUGAGCGUGGCUUUGCAUGA
This is a messenger RNA of Trichoderma virens Gv29-8, 1074 nucleotides long. Its product is annotated as NACHT and ankyrin domain protein. The coding region runs from base 1 to 1074 and encodes 357 amino acids. NCBI's taxonomy places the organism in Eukaryota, Fungi, Ascomycota, Sordariomycetes, Hypocreales, Hypocreaceae. The transcript is spliced from 3 exons. Gene Ontology annotation, molecular function: protein binding. The record is from RefSeq and is a predicted model, not a curated record.